AUGGAAUAUCAAAUGCAAGAUUUCGACGUCGACCAGGAGACCGACCUUCUGCUAAGUACGGGAUCUGUAAACUACCAUGGAGACAUGGAUGAUGAGUAUGUCGUGCGCAGAAACAGAAGACGCAAUUUUACCUCAGCUAUGUGCAGUUGUUGGUGCAUGUUCUGGAGAAGAUGCUGUGGGCCCAGGGAGCUCACCUCUCGCACCAUACAUUUAGGGAAACCCAGUCCUGGCCAGUUUCCCGCAAAUGCUAUCCGAAACCAGAAGUACAACAUUUUUACAUUUUUGCCCUUGGUGCUGUACCAACAGUUUAAAUUCUUCCUCAAUUUGUAUUUUCUUAUAAUGGCGACCAGUCAAUUUGUUCCUGAUAUCCGAAUUGGUUAUCUAUAUACUUAUUGGGGACCACUGUGUUUUGUAUUAACAGUGACGAUAUGCCGCGAGGCUGUUGAUGAUUUGAGGAGACACAAAAGGGACCAAGAAGUGAAUAGUCAAAAGUGCAAAAGGUUGAUAGAUAGUUUAGAAAAGCCAUAUGAAAUGGUCGCUGCAUCGAAGCUGAAAGUUGGUGACUUAAUAAUUGUGGAUAAAGAUGAACGUGUACCAGCGGAUUUAGUUCUUUUACGCACUUCGGAGAAAUCCGGAUCGGUGUUUAUUCGCACAGAUCAACUCGAUGGAGAAACUGAUUGGAAGCUUCGUUUGGCCAUUCCGGCCACCCAAAAAUUACUUGCAGAUCACCAGUUGUUCAACACCAAUGCUAGUAUCUUUGUAGAGAAACCACAGAAGGAUAUCCACUCAUUUAUUGGCACUUUUACUAGACAUGACUCUACUGGUGGAAACGAGAGCUUGGAUCUUGAAAAUACACUGUGGACUAAUUGCGUCAUUGCAUCAGGACAGGCGCUUGGUGUUGUCAUAUACACAGGUCCAGAAACUCGUUCUGUGAUGAAUAACUCUGCACCACGUUCUAAAGUUGGACUCUUAGACAUGGAAUUGAAUACACUUACUAAACUUCUGUUCGCUGCAGUAGUUGGUUUGGCUUUGCUAAUGAUGGCUCUGAAAGGAUUCAGCGGACCUUGGUACAGAUACCUAUUCAGAUUUAUUCUGCUUUUUUCAUACAUAAUUCCUAUUAGUUUGAGGGUGAAUUUGGAUAUGGGCAAGUCGUUUUACUCGUGGUCUAUAGGCCGUGACCCUGCAAUGAAAGGGACGGCCGUGAGGUGCACAACGAUUCCUGAAGAGCUUGGACGAAUCUCGUAUCUUUUAACCGAUAAAACUGGCACUCUAACGCAAAAUUCCAUGGUAUUAAAGCGACUGCAUCUGGGAACAGUCAGUUAUACUCCGGAAAGCUUUGUGGAUGUUACCAACGUGUUGACAAACGCGUACAGCAAUCCCGAAACCUCAUCUUUAUCUAACGGAAAAUUCAGAAGAUCUGAAAACACUCGCAUUAAGGAUGCUGUCGUCGCAUUGGCCCUGUGUCACAACGUCACUCCGGUUUACGAGAAUACCGAAGGAAGCGAUGAUGGAUCUGUUACUUCGGAUGCUGAAGCGGAUCAACACGUUGCUAAUCAAAGUGUCAAUUAUCAGGCAUCCAGUCCUGACGAAGUUGCACUUGUUCAAUGGACACAGGAUGUUGGGUUGGCUUUGAAUCUGAGGGACCUGAGUUCGAUGCAGUUGAGGGGGCCCAGUGGUCGUCUUCUGAAUUAUAGCAUUCUUCAAGUGUUUCCAUUUACUAGCGAAACUAAGAGGAUGGGGAUUAUUGUUAAAGAUCUUCAAACGGGAGAAAUUUGUUUCUAUUUGAAAGGCGCGGAUGUUGUGAUGUCAGCAAUCGUACAGUAUACGGACUGGUUGGACGAAGAAGUAGGAAAUAUGGCGAGGGAAGGUUUGAGGACUUUGGUUGUGGCAAGAAAGAUACUGACUGAAGAUCAAUAUUUAGAUUUUGAGACUCGUUACAAUGCGGCUCGUAUGGCUGUAACAGAUCGCGUAUCCCGAGUUACUCAGGUAAUCGAGUCUUUGGAGCGCGAAAUGGAAUUGCUGUGUGUGACUGGAGUUGAAGAUAAAUUGCAGGAGAAUGUGAGGCCUACCUUGGAACUACUUCGAAAUGCCGGCAUUAAGAUAUGGAUGUUGACCGGUGAUAAAUUGGAAACCGCUUGUUGUAUAGCUAAAAGUUCCAGAUUGGUAUCAAGAAAUCAAGGUUUAUACGUUCUCAAGAAAGUCGUAACGCGCACAGAUGCCCAUUUGGAGUUGAACUCUUUUCGAAGAAGAGGUGACAGUGCUUUGGUUAUCAGCGGUGACAGUUUGGAGGUUUGCUUGCAAUAUUAUCAACCCGAAUUUAUGGAGUUGGCGUGUGCAGCACCAGCCGUAGUCUGUUGCCGUUGUUCUCCGACCCAAAAGGCACAAGUCGUGCAAUUGAUACAAAAACAUACUAAUAAAAGAACUGCUGCUAUUGGCGACGGUGGAAAUGAUGUUAGCAUGAUACAGCAAGCGGAUGCUGGCAUUGGUAUCGAAGGGCGCGAAGGAAAGCAAGCCAGUUUAGCAGGCGACUUUAGCAUCCCGCAGUUUUCUCAUCUUGCCAGGUUGCUGCUCGUGCACGGCAGACGAUCCUAUAAGAGAUCGGCAUCUCUGUCACAGUUCGUCGUGCAUCGGGGUCUCAUAAUCUCCACUAUGCAAGCGGUUUUCAGCAGUGUCUUCUACUUGUCAUCUGUGGCUCUAUACCAAGGUCUUCUCAUGGUUGGAUACGCCACUGUAUACACUAUGUUUCCGGUCUUCAGUUUGGUGUUGGAUCAAGAUGUAAGUGCUGAGAUAGCAUUAACGUAUCCUGAAUUGUACAAGGAACUAGCGAAAGGUCGAAGCCUAUCAUAUAAGACCUUUUUCAUGUGGGUCUUGAUUUCAAUUUAUCAAGGUGGGGUGAUCAUGUACGGAGCCUUGUUGCUUUUCGAGGACGAAUUUAUACACAUAGUGGCAAUAAGUUUCAGCUCUUUGAUCCUAACUGAACUAAUAAUGGUUGCAUUAAAUAUCCGCACUUGGCAUGUGCUUAUGAUUCUGGCCGAGUUAUUUUCGUUAGCAGUAUACGGAAUUUCACUAAUUCUAUUUCACGAAUAUUUCGAUUCUGAAUUUAUCAAAACAACCGACUUCUUCUGGAAGGUGUUGGUAAUUACUUUGAUAUCCUGUCUGCCUUUAUAUAUACUGAAGAUAUUGCGUAAGAAGUUCUCUCCACCUAGUUACAGCAAAUUGUCAUAAUUAGGCAGUUUUCGUUUUUCUGAAUGUAGAGUUCUUCGUGUUUUAAUAAUGUGAUGUGAUUGUUGCGAUUGUGUAUAUUUCUUUAUUUUUUUUUUAUUACGGUUACCUCUUGAUUCUGUAACCGAAGAUGCACCAGUUUCGUUUAUAAUGAAUUUAUUAUUAUUAUGAUGCAAUUAUCAGCUUAUUGGCGAGUUUCUAGUAAAGAUCGAAUACACCUGUAAUUAUUUUAUUUUAAUUUUUUGCUUUUGGGAAAAAAUAAGUAAA
This is a messenger RNA of Nicrophorus vespilloides, 3489 nucleotides long. RefSeq names its product probable phospholipid-transporting ATPase IIB (gene Atp9b). Gene Ontology annotation, cellular component: endosome; trans-Golgi network; plasma membrane. Gene Ontology annotation, molecular function: ATP hydrolysis activity; ATPase-coupled intramembrane lipid carrier activity; magnesium ion binding. The record is from RefSeq and is a predicted model, not a curated record. The transcript has 15 exons. Lineage: Eukaryota; Metazoa; Arthropoda; Insecta; Coleoptera; Silphidae. The coding region runs from base 1 to 3225 and encodes 1074 amino acids. Gene Ontology annotation, biological process: retrograde vesicle-mediated transport, Golgi to endoplasmic reticulum; phospholipid translocation; endocytosis.